ACUUGACCUUCUGACAGAUUUAACGGACCCAAUUGUACUGUAAUGUUCAGCGAGUAUUGAAGAGCUUUUAGUUGCGGAUGAUGGAUUGGCUGCGAAAGGCCGAGUUCCUGUCGCUUGCAAUCCUUUGCCUGUGGAAUAUCUCAGCUUCCCAACGAAUCAAAAGUCUGACCCCGAAAACGGGAAGUUUGAAUGGAGCAACAAGACUGACCAUCUCAGGAGAAGGCUUUGCCCAAGAAAAGUUCACCCUCAAUCCCAACGACAAGGAUGUCGGUAACAGCGUUCAACUGGUGUCGGACACACUAUCUAUCCCCUGUGACGUGGAGAGGGACUCCACACACAGUAACCAGAUAACGUGCAACACCAGACCUAUGCCUCAUGGCACCUAUGAGGUGCGGGUCUCUGUGGACGGCACCCCCAUUCCUAGAAGUGGCAUCUGUAAUGGACAAUACUGGAAUUACCAAUGCAGCUUCUACCCCCGGCAUUACCGCAGUCCAACAAUCACCAGUAUUAGUCCUGCCUCUGGUUUGCCAGAGACCUUGGUGACAGUGCGGGGGCGGAUCUUUACCGAUGUUUACGGGAGCAACACUGACAGGAGCUCAAAUGGUCUAGAUGUCAGAUUUCUGAGGGCGUACAUGGGUGGGAUGCCGUGUGAGCUUCUGAGGCCAAACUCUGAUGACCUCUACGGUCUCACUUUAGACAAUGAAAGGAGUCAGUGGGGGGAAAUGACAUGCAAAAUGACUGGGACAUAUGUAGGGCAUCACAAUCUGAGUUACAUUCUGGACGGCCACUAUGGAAGGAGUUUAACAAGCAAGGACUUGCUCAGAACAUCAUUUUUAAACAAGCUGGCCAUGUUUCAGACCUAUGCAGCGGUCAACAGAGUUUCUCCAUCAGCGGGAAGCUUGCAAGGUGGAACGAUACUCACUAUCGACGGGCGCUACUUUGAUGAAACCGAUCGCCCUGCAGCCGUUCUAGUUGGAGGCCAAGAUUGCAAGAUCCUGAGUUUAUCUGAUGAUAGAAUUACAUGCAUGACCCCCAGCCACCAGAUGAACAACAUGACCAUUUUUCCAGGUGGCAGGGGUCUGAAGAUGGAGGUAUGGAAUGACAGCAGACCCAGCAAUCUCGAUGAAGCCCUGGACUAUAAUGAGACCAGGCCUGGGUACUCUGUGGACUGGGUCGACUCCCUAUCCUAUGCGUGGCCUUCGGAACUGGAGAACUUUGUGGCUCGACUGAGUGGCUUCAUAGUUCCGCCGGAAACUGACUACUACCAGUUCUUCAUAAAAGGCGAUGAUCGCUAUGCCCUGUACUUCAGCGAAACUGGUCUACCUCAAGACAAGGUUAAGGUUGCCUACCAGAACUAUGACACUUCUAACUUCUUCAAAACCACAGCACAGCGGUCUGCAAGGAUGCACCUGAAGAAAGGAAAACCGCACUUCAUAGAGGUUUUGGUGCAGGAGUAUGCAGGACACGGCUCUGUAGACGUCGGCAUUUUAAAAGAUAAAAGCCCCUUACCAGCACAGCUGUCUGCCGAGAGUAUCAAUGAAAUACAGACGAUCAGGCUCAACUAUGAUGUAUACCCUGAAAAACAGGUGGUCAGCUUUGAGAAUUGGACUACGGCAGAGCCAGUCAAAGAGGUGCAGAUGGUGACAGUUAGCAGCAGCUGCUUCGACCUGGGCAGCUGUGCUUUCACCUUCUACAGCCUUAAAUACAACUCCCAUCGCACAGGCCCGAUCGCAGUGAGUGCCUCUGCUGCAGACGUACAGAAAGCUCUGAACUCCCUCUGGUCAAUAAAACCAGACACGGUCCAAGUGACCAAAGAGGACCUCAGUAAAGGAGCUGAGUACACUGUGGUGUUCAACUCCAGAAGAGGUGACUAUCAGAGCCUCCAAUAUGAGAUCGCAGGGGAGGGUGUGAACAUCGCAGUCACUGAAGUCACCAAGGGGAAGGCCAGCCUGGAGACGUUCACACUAGAAUGGGGAGGCACAUACUCCGGGCCAAUCGACUUCAAUGCAGACGAAACACAGGUGCAGUCAGCAAUUCAGGCCAUGUUGAGCGUGGAGUGCCCCAGCGAGAUUGUGGCCACGGAAAACAGGGAUGUGAAAUUCUUCAGGGAUUACGAAGAUGGCCAGCCUUUCGUUUCGGGAAGGAACAGAGGGAGCCGGGUUUCCAAUACGGAGGUGUUCUGUGGCCAGUGGUCCCUCAUGAACCCUGAGCUCAUUUUCCUGCACACAGAUGCUCAGGCCUCAGGACAAGCCUAUGGACCGGUGCCCCUCCAGCUGUACGGCACGCUCUGCUUUGCAUACAAAGGAUAUUUGAAGAAUGAGAUUGGGGUUCAGUUUUCUUACGAAAGUGCAGCUGGCACGGAAACUGAAAGUUACAGAAUUCCAGUGACUUUGAAACAGGGACAUGAAUGGAAUUACAUUUGUGAGGACCUGCUGACUCCACUACAGACAAAAUAUCCUGGAAGUGGGUACAGUCUCCUUGACCUCAACCUGUACAGAGCAGAAUCCAGUCAAGAUUUCUAUGUGGAUGUAGUUCAUCUUGGGAGAAGGCCCACGACAGUCGAUGUCAAUGCUGUUGUCCAGACUCGAAAGCCAGCAGCUCUCGCGCGCCUGGGAAUUCACGUUAGUAGGAUCUCCGUGCAGAAAGUCCCGGAAGCAGAUGCUUCGCGCGCCCGCUAUGAGAUCACGGCCAGCCCCUUCGACUGCGGCCAUGCAUUCCCUCUUCUGUCUGUUGGGUUCCUCCAGAAGGUUUCCCACAGCAGUGAGGACACAGCUCUGUUCAGUGAGGGUGGGGCAAACGUCACGGUAACCAGAGUUCGGAAAGCCAGUCCCCCCAUGUCAGGCACCUUUGAUGUUGAGAUUUAUGGCAAACUCAUUGAGGGCCUGGCAGCGAACAUCAGUGCAGCGGACCUCCAGUUUGCCUUGGAGGGGAUCCCAGAGGUGGGGCAGCUCCAGGUGAUCCGGUACGGAGCCUGCACAGGGUACAGCUGGAGGUUGCAGUUUCUCACCAGUCCUGGGGCUCAGCCCCUCAUCCAGAUCAACAGCUCUUCUGUCAUGGGAGUAAACCCUAGAGUGAGGGUCAGUGUUUCUAAACGGGGAGGCAUGUUCAAAAGCAAAAUUUUGGGGGAUUUCCUUCGUGUGCCUGAAAGCAGACCUCAGGUGCAGGUCCUGAUCAAUGGAAUCCCCUCUAAAUGCUCUGGUGACUGUGGAUUUGAGUGGAGCGCAGCCAGAACCCCCACAGUCACAGGAAUCAACCCCACACUAGGAUCGCACACUCUGGGUACGGUCGUGACCAUCACAGGAUCAGAUUUCUCUGGGGAAAAUGCCACAGUUUUAAUUGGAGACGUUGAAUGCUCUGUUCUACAGAUCAGCGACUCCUCGCUGACCUGUCAGGUUGGCAAUGCAAGUGCUGGCACCUACCCUGUCUCCGUCAGCUUUGCUGGGCUGGGCCACGCCCAGUACCGUGGGGAGACAGGGCUUAACUUCACCAACCAACUAGGAGUAGUCUCCAUCUCGCCAUCUUCAGGGAGUAUUGCAGGAGGCACUCUCCUGACGGUGACAGGGUACGGCUUCAGCUCUCACACCGUGGUCCUGAUCGGGGCACAGAGGUGCCCUAUCGUCUCAGCGGAUUGGGAUCUACUCCAGUGCAGGACACCCCCGGGAACAGCAGGGUCUCUUGCGGUGACUGUAGAAAUGGGGGAGAUGAGUGUGUUGGCGAGUGACCCCUUCAUGUACGAUGUAAAGCUGACACCUGUCAUAACAACCAUGAGUCCGCUGAGGACAAACGUGUUGGGACACGCAGAUCUCACCAUUCAGGGGACGAACUUUCAGAGUCAAACCCCUGCCAGCUCAGUCUUAAUUGGUGAGAGAGAUUGCACGAUCCAACAGUGGUCUCCCAGCAGCAUCACCUGCCGGCUGCCGCAGCUUCCCCCAGGCCUGUACAAUGUGCAUGUACAAGCUGGAAACUGGGGAUAUGCCACAACCAACAAUGGCAUGAAUGCUACCAUAAAGUAUGUCCUGGAGGUUACGGACAUCUAUCCAAAGUGGGGCUCCCUCUAUGGGGGAGCAAUGAUAACGAUCACUGGCUCGGGGUUCAGUUCCAACAUUUCUGACAACACAGUCUCCAUAGGCGGUACCCUGUGUGUUGUGACCUCUGCGUCAGACCACCAGUUGGAGUGCACCACACAGCCUGAGGAGAGGACCCACACGGUGACAAACCUGGGUUCCCAUCCAAGUUACGGGGAGGGUUACGCGUGGAGUCCUUCGUCCCUGACGGUGUCUUUGGGGGACAUGGUGCAAUGGCAUUGGCAGGCCCCCCUCUUCGUCCCACUGGGGUAUAGGGUCUUCAGUGUCGCUAAUCCCAGCAACACCACCUACGAUGGAGUGUCCUUCAACAGUGGAGACAUUAAGACUGAAUCUGGGUUCUUUAGCUAUCGGUUCACAACUCUGGGAGACCACUACUACAGCAGUGGGUAUGUGGAUGACAACAAACAGAAAUUCCUGCAAGGAGUAGUGAAAGUGCAACCUCUGGAAGACCGCUAUGACAAGUUGAUCAUCACUGUUGGAGGAAUCGAGGCAGAAUACAAGCCAGGUGCACCACAUCGCAAUAGCAGGGCAGUGAUGGAGUGCGCCUCUCCAGUACCUGACUGCUACCAGGACUUGGGGUCUUCUCUGUCUGACGGGUUCAAUGUGAGCUUCUUGGACUGCUUCUCCCCCAAGGUCCACCGCAUCUUGCCGGGGAGCGGCACCACCCAUGACAUCAUCCACAUUGAGGGCAUGGGCUUCAGCAAUGCCAGCUGUGCCAAUGAGGUUACAGUUGGGGGGAGUCCUUGUCAUGUGAUCAACAGCACCGUGGCCCAGAUAAGCUGUCGUCUCUCAUUGGCCAGUGGCUUGGAAGUGGGCGUCCGUCAUCCUGUCUCUGUUCAAGUCAAAGACAUCGGCACGGCCAUCAACGUUGCGCCCAAUGAGAUUGAUCGGCGCUUUGUGGUUCUGCCUGUCAUAGACUCCUUGAGUCCCAAUGCUGGCGGUACUGAGGGAUACACUAGGCUCACUAUCCAAGGCUCCGGGUUUUCAGAAGACCCACAGACAGCAGUGACCGUAGCCGGAAUGCCCUGCCGCGUCCAGUUGGUGAACUACACCUCUAUUACCUGUGAGACCUCCCCCGCCUCAGCACGCCCUGGGGUGGUGAUGGUCAACGUGGGAGGAAUCGCGGCUGCCUGUCGCUCAACCUGCGCCUUCCAGUACUCCCCCAGCCUCAACCCCCAGGUCACGGGCGUCUCCCCUGGCAUCGUUAGUGGCAGCUCCACCACGGUGACCGUCUCUGGCUCCGGGUUCGGGAGCAGUCUGGAUGAUGUGGAGGUCUUCGCAGGGGACGUGAAGCUGGAGGCCACGGCCGUGACGGAUAGCAGCAUCACCCUCGCCGUGGGUGCGAUGCCCGUCGGUGACUACGCCCUGAAGGUGGUCAUCAGCAGUAAAGGCCUGGCGUCAGGGUCUGCCACCCUGCAGAGCCCUGCCCAGGCCUCCCUCACCCCGAGCGCCGGGAGCACCAGCGGCGGGACGCCCCUGCUCAUCACGGGAAACGGCUUUGUGCCCGAGAACACCUCCGUGACUGUCGACGGCUCCCCCUGCCGGCUGGAGCGGGUGAUGCCGGAUGAGGUCUCCUGCGUGACGGAAGCUCACCCUGUGGGUAGCGUGCAGGUGCAGAUCAGCGUCCUCUCCGUGGAGUACCCCCCGCUAAAAUUCACCUUCUCCCUAUCAGAGACGCCGAUGAUCACAGCGGUAAACCCAGGAGCAGGAUCCAGUGGAACAGUUAUCACUAUUUCCGGGUCGGGAUUUGGCACCGAUCUCCAGCACGUCUCCGUGAAGAUAGGUGGCACACAGUGCGAUGUUUCGUCUGUCACUGACACAGAGAUACAGUGUGCGGCAGGGGAGCGCCCGGGGGGCACGUUCCCGGUCAUGCUCCGCCACGCCAUCAAAGGCUACGCAGAUUCACAGGUUUCCUUUGAAUACCAGUGGGCCCUCACGAACGUCAUGCCGAACCAAGGAGGCUAUGGUGGAGGCUUGGUUCUGCGUGUGCACGGCUCCGGGUUCGACCCUCGCUCUUCACAGGUGCUGGUCUGUGGGAAAGAAUGCCCAGUCCAGAGAAACAUGUCCAUGUCCACUCUUCUGUACUGUGAGGUUCCACCUAACAAUGGCACUGAUGAGCAGCUGGUCUGCCCAGUGGAAGUUCUGCAAGCAAACACUUCGGAGUCUCUGUCCAGCGCCUUCACUUACAAAUCUCUCCUGACGCCCGUCAUUGCGGAAGUGUCGCCCCGCAGAGGGGGAACAGCCGGAGGCACCAGGCUCACAAUUACAGGCUCUAAUUUCAGCUCAAACAACAGUGCAAUCAUGGUGACAAUAGCAGGCUCUGUCUGUGACGUGGUCUCUGCCAACGACACCCACAUUGUCUGCAUUACCAACUCUCAGCCCAGAUCCCAGGAAACCAAAGUUCAGGUCAACAUUGACGACAGAGGCUUCGCAAACACGGACAAUGCUGAUUUCUUCUACAUUGAUGUUUGGUCCUCCAAGUACACCUGGGGUGGCCUGUCACCCCCCGAAGCGGGAAUGUUCGCCGUCAUCACUAAGAAUCAGACAAUCUUGCUGGAUACCAGUACACCAGUGCUGAAGAUGCUUCUCAUUCAAGGUGGGACUCUGGUGUUCGAUGAGGCAGAUAUUGAACUGCAGGCAGAGAACAUUCUAAUUGCAGAUGGCGGUGUUCUUCAGGUUGGCACGGAGGCUGAACCCUUCCAGCACAAAGCCAUCAUUACGCUCCACGGGCACCUACGGUCUCAAGAGCUCCCUAUCUACGGCACAAAGACCCUGGCCAUCAGAGAGGGCACGCUGGACCUGCAUGGUAUACCUGUUCCAGUUCCUUGGACACACUUGGCUGCAACGGCCUCUGCCGGAUCCACCACAGUGACCUUAAAGCUGCCUGUCACAUGGAAAGUUGGGGAUGAGAUUGUCAUCGCAUCCACCGGUAACAGGCACAGCCAAAGAGAAAAUGAGGUGAGGAGAAUCGCCUCGGUAUCGGCCGAUGGAAGGACCCUGACCUUGAUGGAGCCCCUGACGUACACCCAUCUGGGGGUGUCUGUCACACUGCCUGACGGGACGGUGUUUGAAGGGAGGGCGGAGGUUGGCCUCCUCACCAGGAAUGUUGUUGUCCGUGGCUCAAACAACAUUGAGUGGAAUGACAGGAUUAAGGCUUGCCCAGAGGGGUUCAACACAGGGGAGUUUGCCACCCAGACUUGCUUCCAAGGCAGGUUUGGUGAGGAGCUAGGAAGCGAUCAGUUUGGUGGCUGCAUUAUGUUCCACGCCGCAAGACCUAGUGAGAACCUGGCAAUUGGACGAAUUGAACAUGUGGAGGUCUUCCAUGCUGGCCAGGCCUUCAGGCUGGGUCGCUACCCCAUCCACUGGCAUCUAAUGGGAGACGUGCGUUUCAAGUCUUACGUGAGGGGCUGUGCCAUCCACCAGACCUACAACCGAGCGGUGACCAUCCACAACACCCACAACCUGCUGGUGGAGAGGAACGUCAUCUACGACAUCAUGGGUGGUGCCUUCUUCAUAGAGGAUGGCAUCGAGACGGGAAACGUCCUGCAGUACAACCUGGCCGUGUUCGUUAAGCAGAGCACCAGCCUGCUGAAUGACGAUGUCACCCCGGCCGCCUACUGGGUCACCAAUCCCAACAACACCAUCCAGCACAACGCCGCCGCUGGCGGGACCCACUUUGGGUUCUGGUACCGCAUGCACACCCAUCCGGAUGGCCCGUCCUACACGCCCUACGUCUGCCAGAAGAAGGUGCCCCUCGGCAAGUUCUACAACAACACGGUGCACUCGCAGGGCUGGUUUGGCCUGUGGAUCUUCCAGGACUACUUCCCCGCGCGGACGGGCGGGUGCCGCGUCCGCACACCGCAUCCGGCCGUUUUCCGAGCCCUGACCACCUGGAACUGCGAGAAGGGGGCGGAGUGGGUGAACGUGGGGGCAGUGCAGUUCCACGACUUUGUGAUGGUCAACAACGAGAAGGCAGGCGUUGAAGCCAAGAAGAUUCACUCAUACUUUGUGUUUGGGUUCGGGGAGGCCAGGGGUGCUGUGAUGAAGAACUGCACCAUCGUGGGGCACCUGGACGAGCUGGGCCUUGGCAGCAGCUACUGCUCCAAGCGGGGGAUCAUCCUGCCUCUGUAUGAUGGUUUGAGCGUCCUCUCCACCACCUUCAUCAAUUUCGACCGGCCCACCUGCACUGCCCUCGGGGUGACAGAGAUAGCCGGGACGUGUAUAGACCGCUGUGGAGGGUGGAGUGGGAGGUUUGCCGGGACCCAAUACUUUAACUCCCCAAACAAGGCAGGGUUCAGAUGGGAGCACGAGGUGGUGCUGAUUGACAUGGACGGCUCCCUCACAGGCAACGCUGACCACAAGGUGGUGCCACAGAGCCACCUGCUGGACCCCGCCCAUUGCACGGCGGAUGCAGCGUGGAGCGUAGGGUUUCCAGGCGCCAUCUGCGAUCACACCGUCAACUUCCACCGUCUGGCUUUCAAUAACCCCUCCCCCUCUUCCCUACGUGCCAAGAACGUCAUCCUGACCAAUUCACAUGGGUCCAGUGUUGUUCCAUUCUUAAAGAAAAGAAUGACCCACACGUAUGGUUGGAUGGCACUUCUUCCUUCUGCCGAGCACUACAACUGGUAUUUUGAUCUGGCGGAUCACAUCACAAACAUCUCCUAUAAUGCCAGGUUUUAUGGAUUCGGGCAACAAGACUACGUCAUCAUCAACCACAACCUGACUCAGACUCCAGACAGGUUCGAAAUAGUGGAUUCCAGAAAUGGUUCUGAUCACCCUCUGGACUUCAGCACAAACGUCAAUGGGGACUGGUUCUACAAUGAAAGCACCGAUACCGUUUCCUACAUGGUGUCCGGGAAGAGAAGCCAGAGGAGGAGGCGUUCCAGUGUGGACCGCGGCGUGGUCGAUGUGAAUGUGGUCUUCCGGGCAUACCGCUGCUUCUUCCCGGGAUGCGUCCGGCCUACGCCGCCUCCCCCAGCCACCAUACCACCCGUCCCGUCCCGAAGACCAGCAGACUUUGCUUCUUGGUCCAAUGAGUCUUUCUGGAGGUCAUCCCCUGAAAAUAACUUUAAAGUACCAGUAGAAGGAUCUGAUGUGGUGGUUCCUAUUGGGGUUUGGCUUGUUAUGGAUAGCAGUGUUCCCUCGCUGGAAAAACUCACUGUCCUCGGGGUCCUGGAAAUCCCAGACACCAUGAAUCCGACAUCCGCACCAGGAGCACGGAAUGCCAGAAGCACUCACCAGUACAGCAGAGCCAUUCUGAACGCGACUUACAUCUCCAUUCAGGGAGGAAGGCUUAUCGCAGGAUGGCCGGACGAUCCCUUUAAAGGCGAACUGCACAUCAUUCUCAGAGGAAACCACCGCACCCCAGACUGGCCACUGCUAUCAGGGCCUAACCAGGGGUCGAAGGUGCUCGGUGUCUUCGGAUCUCUGGAUCUGUACGGGAUGCCUCACAACAUCUACCACACUAAACUGAACAGCACCGCUUCGGUUGGGUCCACCACACUCUCCCUGCGUGAGGCUGUGGACUGGCAGGCGGGGGAUGACAUUGUGAUAUCCACCACGAGCUAUGACCCCUGGGAGACGGAGACUCGGAGAAUCACGGCCGUGUCAGCAGACGGGCUGACCCUGACCAUUAACCAGUCUCUGUCCCACACCCAUAUCGGUGAGCUCCACAGCAUCCAAGGCUCAGCCAGGAGCUACAGACUGGCAGCGGAUGUUGGGCUACUGAGCAGGAACAUCAAGAUCAUUGGGGAGGACUACCCUGGUUUGUACAGGGAGUCGUUCGGAGCCAGAGUGCUGGUUGGCGCCUUCACAUUUGGAGCCUCGUACAGAGGAAGUGCCCAGAUCAGGAAUGUUGAGUUCUAUCACACGGGUCAGGAAGGGUACCGGGACUUCUAUGACCCACGCUACUCCGUGGCCUUCCUCAAUCUGGGUGACAUCUCCAACGAUGAUUCCUACAUCCAAGGCUGUGCAUUCCAUCAUGGCUUCUCUCCUGCUAUUGGUGUUUUUGGAACAAACGGCCUGAGUGUGGACGACAACGUCAUCUACUUCACUGUCGGAGAAGGAAUCAGAGUUUGGGGAAAGAACAACAAAGUCCGAAGAAACCUAGUGACCAUGUCUCUGUGGCCCGGGUCCUACCAAGGCAGAGUGGAGACUUUCAACUUUGAGUGGAACGCUGCCAUCGAAGUGAACGAGGGAAGUAACGCAGUGCUGCAGGGCAACAUCGUGGCUGGUUUCGAGAGAGCGGGGUUCCGCAUCGAUGGGGAACCUUGUUCAGGGAUGGGGAGCCCGGUAGAGAUGUGGCAUCAGAAUGAGGCCCACGGAGGACUGUACGGGGUGUACCUGAACAGAGAUGGCCUGCCCAACUGCACCCUAAUCCAGGGCUUCACCAUCUGGAGGAGCUUCGAUUUCGGAAUCUACUUUCAGGUGACCAUGAGUGUCCAGGUCCACAACGUCACCUUGGUCGAUAACGGAAUGGGAAUCCUGCCCAUGAUUUACACACCUCCCUCCCUGUCGCACCAGUACUCCAACAAAACGGUCCAGGUUAAGGAUGCUCUGAUUGUGGGCAGCAGCCCUCAAUUCGACUGCUCUCAGACCCUCUCUUCCAGCGUCACCUACAUGCGCCUCAGCAACCAACACAGAUCUCCCAGGCCUCCUAAUGGGUCAAGGAGUGGAAUUUGCUGGCCAACUUUUUUAUCAAACCACAAUAAAGGGCCAACGAAACCUAAUGCUGGAGUGAUGAGUUACAAUGCCAUCAGUGGGCUCAUGACUGUGAUUGAUACCACGUUUGUGGGAUUCAAGCGCUUCUGCUCAGGACAGAUGGAUGUGAUGUUCAUGACCAAUCCUCUGAAUGAGGACCUGCAGCACCCCAUUCACGUGGAGAGGUUGACCCAGGAGGACAGCAUACCGGAGGCCAAGGUGCUCAUCCAUAGACCGGAUGUGAGCAAGGCCAAUCCCUCUGACUGUGUGGACAUGGACUGUGACGCCAAGAAGAAGUCCGUGCUGAAGGACCUGGAUGGGUCCCUCCUGGGCUCCGUGGGCACGGUGGUGCCCCAGUCAGAGUUUGAGUGGGACGGGGACAGCAGGAGGGGCUUGGGAGACUACAGGAUCCCCAAAGUCAUGCUUUCCUACUCCAACGGCAGCAAGAUCCCGGCAAACAAAAUCGCCCCCAAUAAAGGAAUAAUCCGGGAUUCCAGCUGCACUUACAUGACCUCGUGGCAGAGCUACAAUUGCUUUGGCCUGAACUAUGAGAUGCUGGUUAUUGAGAGCAUGGAUGCAGACACAGAGACCAGACGGCUGUCUCCUGUGGCUGUGCUGGGCGAUGGCUAUGUUGACCUGCUGAACGGUCCCCAAGACCACGGCUGGUGUAACGGGUACACGUGUCAGGAGCGAGUGUCUCUCUUCCACAGCAUCAUCGCCACUAACAAGUCCUUUGACAUCUACUUCAGUAGCACGAGCCCUCAGAAACUACGGUUAAUGCUGCUCAAUGCUGACACCUCAAAGGCCGUCAGAGUCGGUAUAUUUUACAACACAAAUCAGCGUCUGGACAUCUAUGUUGAAGACACACUGGUGGCGCCGACAAACGCGCUCUGGAACAGUGACCACUCUGACUACACUCUCCAAGAGCCUUCUUAUAACGGCGAAUAUCUUCCACAGAUGAACUCCGGAGCCCACGGAUCCAACUUUUUCGACGACACCAACAAAAUGCUGAGAGUCCUUCUGCGUGGCUCCACCCCCGUGGAGAUACGCACCUCGCCCCUCCUUGUAAUCGCCUUCCAGCUGCCCGCCAUGACCGUCGAUGAGUUCUACGGCGAAAACCUGGUGAGGAACCUGGCCCUCUUCCUGAAAAUCCCAUCGAAUAUGAUUCGGAUCACCAAGGUGAUCAGUGAGGGUGAAGCCCGACGGCGCAGGCGGUCCACAGGCCUGACGGUGGAGGUGGAGAUCAGCCAGCCUCCUCAGCAGAACACCACUGCCAACAGCACCAACGAUGCGGCGAUCAACGACUUGCGUAACAUUGCCGAUAGUGUGGGCCAGGCAGCCGUGUCUGGAAAUCUGAGCCAGUCCAUCGGGUUCAAUGUGUCCUCCGUGGGAGUGCAGCCCCCACCACCCCCACCCAGCGAUCCUACAUGGAAAGAGGUUGCCAGUGAGGAGGUGAGCAGGGAGGAGCCGGCCCCCAGCUUUGUGUCCACCGUGGCCAGGCUGCAGGUGAUGGUGCAGCCGGAGUCCAGCGGCCAUCCAGGCCUGCUCAUUCAGCAACCCAGCGUCGUAGCCCUGGAUGAAGAGGGUAACUGUGUGUCGGUCGGGGUCACUUCUCUCACACUCACGGUCAAGCUGAAAGGGUCUAACAGCAGCAGUGUGUGGGAACUGCAGGGGAAUACCACGGUGGCCUUUAAGGGCUGCUGGGCCAAUUUCACCGACCUGUCAAUCAACACCGCCGGUGAGAACAUGGUAAUGGUUUUCACUCUGAAUUCAGUGGAUGUUCAGUCCAGAGCCUUCACCAUUAAGGCCAGUACUACUACUGCUGCUACUGCUGCUGCUACUACUACUUCCACUCCAGGUUGCAGUGAGGACAACUUCUGGGAUUGUUUCCCCAGCAUCUUUGACUCCGCGGCCCCGUUCAAGUCAAGCACUCUGUACAUUUUUACACUCAUUUUCUCUUUAAGCCUUGUGCUUUUAAGAUUUUAGAGUAUGCUCUGAAUUAAAGGUGUGGGAGAGAAAGAUUCCUGAAGACAUAACCAUAUGAAUUAGUCAUACUAUAUUUUCAUAUUUACCUUUGCUGCUAUGGAGAAUGGUGAGUGUUUGGGGUCAAAUAAUGCAUGUAUUACUGUUAUUUUUCAGCAGCCUGUGUAACGUAAGUAUAACAUAAGUCCAAACGUAGGCUAAUUUGAACAUAAAUUCAGAGUUACACCAUAGCUUAAUGUACCAACUGAUUUUUUUCCGACAUAGACUUAAGAUACAACUUAAAAUAUACACCUGCUCCCUACUAGGUGUAAAGUCUUUCCUAAAACAGCUGUUAAAAUAGAGCAUCAAUGAGAAAGAUUGGCAAACUUGUUGGUAUAAACUAGCAGUGCAUUCUCCCAGAUAGAUGACCGCUUUAAUUUGUAAAAUUAGAUUAAUGUACGCUUGCUUUCAGCAAGCAGAGAUACAGAAAAAAACAAACCUUCACUCUGAGUAAAGGAUUAAAUUACUCCGUAAAUUAUUAGAGGUGAUAAUAAAGACUUUAUUUCAAUUGUUGGAGAACUGUACAUAUCAAAGAGAAAAAAACAUUGCUAAGGCAGUCCAAAUGCAUCCAUGAAAAGCCGAUAAAGAGCCACCAGCUAGAAUAGAUGGUGGAAGCCUACAGGCUGUAUGCAGCCGUUGAGAUAACUUCAUGAUUGAUGUUAGAAGGGCACAAUGUUUUGGUUUACUGUCAAUUUAGCUAAAAUGUAGCAUAAGGAUAAAUAAUGCAACCGAUCAAAGACACAACUUAAGUUUUAAACUAACUAGUUACAACGUAACCUUUAGUGUGGAUUUUACACCCAAAUUUACGUUAUACUGGUGCAGCAGGCUGCAGUUCUCUACUGUUUUUUUAAUGUAAUCAGAGAAAUUGGGAUUUGAUUUUGGGAAUGAAAAUGUUGCAUCUGAAUUACCUUAAAAAUUCAUUACAAAUAAUUGUCCUUCUGGACUACAAAUACACAAAUGUUAAAUCACAUCAAAAUCUCAAUCUGAUAUAUAAUCUGUAUCUGAAAAUCUGAUUAUAAUCUGUAUCUGAAAAUGCAUACUGGCACUACCUGUGAUUUCAGGUGAUGUCAGGUUUUGAACACUGGACUUUACUGUUGUGAUGACUGUUGUAUCCCGUUUUUAGCUGAAUAAACGACCUAUGAAAGUA
Molecule: messenger RNA, 13953 nt
Organism: Conger conger (European conger)
Lineage: Eukaryota; Metazoa; Chordata; Actinopteri; Anguilliformes; Congridae
Product: fibrocystin-L-like
Exons: 78
Coding region: 78-12770 (4230 amino acids)
Source: RefSeq, a predicted model, not a curated record